AUGGAAAGUGUGUUCUGGGCAGUGUUAACAUCAGUUGUACUCAUUGCUUUCCUCGUGGUUGCGUCUUUGUUGUUUGCAAACUAUGGUGACUUGAAUACCUUGACUACAAUAAGUGUUAAACUCAAGGAAGAACUGGACUUCCCCGCUGUUACAAUUUGUCCAUUAUCUAAAUACAACUUCUCAAAGAUUCAGAACAAUACAUCACUACUAAGGUAUUUAUCAUUGGUGAGCAUAACAAGUACCCCAUCCUCUGGAAUCGAACUUAAUUUCAGUGACCCGGAAAAUGCCUUUUUACAUGAGGAUGAAAUAGACAGUUGGUUGGCUAGUGUCGGAUUUGAAGUGAACAAGACAUUUUUGUCUUGUAGUUACAGAGGACAAAUGAUGAAGUGCUUCGAUCUGAUUAGAGUAAAACAGACUGACAUGGGAUCUUGUUUUUUAUUUGACAACAGCUUUAUGUCCCCCACUUCUAAUCCCGGGAAAUCCCAUGGCUUAUCCCUCUUGCUGCACAUUGACCAAGACAAUUUCCUGCACACAGAAAGCAUGGCUGUUGGAAUGAGUGACGUGUAUUUAGCUGCCCCCUAUGUGGCUUUUACUGACGGUUACUGUGAUGACGUCACCAGUCCGAACUUUAAGUCCCCUUUAAAGUACCACGAUAUAUACAGCCAUCACGCCUGUGUCCGAGAGUGCAAGAGCAGAUUUAUAAUUAGUCAGUGUGAAUGUAGGGGCCACACGUAUCCAGGACUGGAGAAACUGUGUUCUUUUCACAAGAUACAUACUUGUGUUCAUGCACAAGAAGAUGUAUUUGAGCAAUUAAACUCACAAAGAGAUAUAUGCUCAUGUCCAAGACCGUGUAUUAGGACAUAUUUUGAAAAAGAAAUAUCGUUGGCAAGGCUUGGCAAAAGUUCUUCAGUAUUCAGAAGCAAUGGACAAAAUUUUAGCAGGGAAAAUUUAGCGCAGGUGUCUAUAUAUUACCGUUCAUUGAUCAGAGAGAGGAGAAAACAGGUACCGAAGAUGAAUUUACUCAGUCUUUUAGGCAAUCUUGGUGGCUACAUGGGUAUAUUCCUUGGAGCUAGUAUUCUAAGUUUAGUGGAGUUAGCUCAGGCCAUUCUACAGACAGUUAAACACACAAUCAAAACUAUAAGACUGAGAAAAAACAAAGAAGAGAACUCUAAAGAUGACGUUUAUGUUAUCAUGGAACAAAUAUAUCCUUAAAAUUUGCUGAAUACUGAAUUGUCUGUUUCACAAGAAGAAUUAUAUGAAAUGUUUUAGUUGUCUUUGAUGAAAUG
Molecule: messenger RNA, 1286 nt
Organism: Saccostrea cuccullata (small rock oyster)
Lineage: Eukaryota; Metazoa; Mollusca; Bivalvia; Ostreida; Ostreidae
Product: acid-sensing ion channel 1C-like
Exons: 7
Coding region: 1-1212 (403 amino acids)
Biological process (GO): sodium ion transmembrane transport
Cellular component (GO): plasma membrane
Molecular function (GO): ligand-gated sodium channel activity
Source: RefSeq, a predicted model, not a curated record